AUUUAGAUAUUUGAUUUUUUUCAGAAUAGUUUUGGAGCAGAAAUAUGAGCGGUAAAGUUGCAGCUAAUCGUCGUGUUCUCGCGAUCCAAGCAAAGAAAAAGAGAAAGAACCCGAAGAGGAAAGGAGGGGGCGGGACUUCUACUACGGAGGGCGUGGUUACCAGAGACAGAGCGGCAAGGGAGCAACAGCAGCACAAUAAAAGCUACGAGGAGGAGGAGGAAGAGGAGGAGGAGAUACUUGGUAGUGAUGAUGAUGAACAAGAGGCUCCAGCUGAUUAUUGUAAAGGAGGAUAUCACCCUGUCAAGAUCGGAGAUCUCUUUCACAACCGAUAUCACGUCAUCAGAAAGCUUGGUUGGGGACACUUCUCCACAGUCUGGUUAUGCUGGGACCUCACGGAGAAAAAGUUUGUUGCCCUCAAGGUUGUCAAGAGCGCAGCGCACUACACCGAAACCGCACUCGACGAGAUCAAGCUCUUAAAGUGCGUGCGCGACUCUGACCCCGACGACAAGCUGCGGGAGCGCACCGUGAUGCUCCUGGACGAUUUUAAGAUCAGUGGCGUGAACGGAACCCAUGUCUGCAUGGUGUUUGAGGUGUUGGGACAUAAUCUUCUCAAGUUUAUAAUCAGAAACAAUUACCAAGGAAUGCCUUUAGAAAACGUGAAAACAAUGAUGAAGCAGGUUCUGGAGGGUUUACACUACCUUCAUGUUAAGUGUAAGAUUAUACACACAGACAUCAAACCGGAGAAUGUACUAGGUAAACAAGCAUAGUGUUCAUCAAUUAUACA
Messenger RNA from Eurytemora carolleeae, 784 nucleotides. RefSeq names its product SRSF protein kinase 1. The coding region runs from base 45 to 767 and encodes 240 amino acids. Lineage: Eukaryota; Metazoa; Arthropoda; Copepoda; Calanoida; Temoridae. The transcript is spliced from 3 exons. The record is from RefSeq and is a predicted model, not a curated record. Gene Ontology annotation, biological process: spliceosomal complex assembly; regulation of mRNA processing; protein phosphorylation. Gene Ontology annotation, molecular function: protein kinase activity; ATP binding.